Messenger RNA from Mytilus trossulus (common blue mussel), 1496 nucleotides. RefSeq lists its product as uncharacterized. Gene Ontology annotation, molecular function: nucleic acid binding; zinc ion binding. The transcript has a single exon. The coding region runs from base 57 to 1094 and encodes 345 amino acids. NCBI's taxonomy places the organism in Eukaryota, Metazoa, Mollusca, Bivalvia, Mytilida, Mytilidae. The record is from RefSeq and is a predicted model, not a curated record.
UCAAAAAGGCGAAAUUGAUGUAAGUUAAAAGUUUAAUAGUACAGUGUCUCGUCAAAAUGCAAGCAGUUGAUUUGGAAUUAUUGAAUCGCAGUGCCAAGUUCGUGUUUACGGAUGGUAUACCUGAUAACCCACGAAAAUGGAUUAUCCGUACUUUGAAGACCGUGAUUGAUCCGCAGGAUAUUACAGCUAUUUUUAGGUGUGAUAUUGGUGGUGCAUGGUUUUCGACUUUUACGUCAGAGGAGGUUGCUGAACAAGUUAUAGCAUCGGAUUAUUCGUCGUUAGAUUCAAAAGUUAAAGUGAGUCGUGCUGAUAAAAGAACAGUGCAAUUAAAAGUGUUAUGGUUACCUGUUUGGAUUAAGUUAAUAGCAGUUGAAAUGUUUCUUGAACAAUUUGGAACAGUUAUCAGUUGUGUCAGGGAAACGGAAGCUUCAGAAGGAGUGUCAUUUUCAAAUGGGAACAUUAAAGUGGCGUUAGAAGUGUCAGAGAAAGAAGUUCACAGUAUACCGUACCGUGCGGUCAUUGGUGGUAAGGACUGUCUACUUACUGUUUUCGGUAGACCACCAAAGUGUUUGAAGUGUAAGGAAGUCGGGCACAUUCGUCGGAAUUGUCCGUCCGUGAAAAAGUCUACAGUACCAAUACCUUCGCAAAAAGUAUUGGUUUCGGAAACUCAGAACAUUGACAAUAGUACUAGUGAAACGUUAGAUUCACAAGUUACUACUCCAGAUACCCAGGAGUCUACAGAGGAUACUAUGGAAACCGAGAAAUCUCCGUCCGUCUCGAAGUCGUGGUCCGAUAUCGUCACAGAAGCGGAGGAUCUUUCUACUUCUGGCAAGAAGAGAAAGAUGGACAAAGUUAAAAAGUUAACAUACGAACUGUGUUUUGUUAAAAUGUCAGACGGGAAGGUUAAACCGUCGUUAGGUUGUUUAAAUGACAAGAACCAGUUAACUACGUCCAAAAUGAGUGAUAAAGAAUUGGAAGGUAUAAUUGGUAAAGAACCGGACAGACAAAAACAUAAACAGUUAUUAUUAGACAAUUUACAAGAUGAUAUUGACAUUGUAGUAGACCCAUAUUAUUUUUCACAUAAAUCUAAAUAGUUGUAUUUAAAGUUUAAAGUAAUGUUAUACUUGACAAGUAUUCAUUACAUGUAGUAUUUAAAACAGUUUAGUUCAAAAUUUAAAGGUAACGUUAUUGUCGUAGCACACAUGACAAUGCAUUAUGGACUUUAGUGGGUUGUGUGUGUACGAUAUUGAUUUUGAUGUUUAAAUGUAUUCACUUAUAUGUAUUUUGUAUUUGAUUUGUUAAAGGUAAACAAUAUAGGUAAAAAUUAUCGGAUGACAUUUAUUUAUAGUUCUAUUUAAAUAUAAUACUAGUUAACCUGUUAACGAAAACUGGUUUUAACUAUAAAGGUAAAUUAUUUAAAGGAAAGUUACAUAUAGAUUUGUAAAAGGAAUUUAAAACAAUUAGUAUUUUAAUCUAAAAGGGGGGUUUUUCAGUAA